Messenger RNA from Myotis davidii, 5366 nucleotides. RefSeq names its product solute carrier family 4 (sodium bicarbonate cotransporter), member 5 (gene SLC4A5). The transcript has 27 exons. The record is from RefSeq and is a predicted model, not a curated record. Lineage: Eukaryota; Metazoa; Chordata; Mammalia; Chiroptera; Vespertilionidae. Gene Ontology annotation, biological process: bicarbonate transport; regulation of intracellular pH; monoatomic anion transport. Bases 90 to 3425 code for a protein of 1111 amino acids. Gene Ontology annotation, cellular component: plasma membrane. Gene Ontology annotation, molecular function: sodium:bicarbonate symporter activity; solute:inorganic anion antiporter activity; monoatomic anion transmembrane transporter activity.
UCCUUCUUGCCAUCCAACAGCAACAGAGCGAGGGAGUCUGGCCUUCCGGAGACUUGGGUCGUGGUUCCUGGUGCUAAGACUGUGGAGUCAUGAAGGUGGAGGAGGAGGAGGCUGGGGUAGGGAAGCUGGACCCUGCUAACUACAGGAGGCCAUGUCAGGACCAGGAAGACUGCCAUUCCAUCCACAUUGGGCUUUCCGUCCCCAGUUACCUCCAAAGGAAGAAAGACCAGAAGGGUCAGCCCUCAAGCCAGCAGAAGGUCCGCUGGGGCCUGUGGCCGGAUAGGGACCCGACCGGCGCGGGGAGCAGGACAAGCAGCAGGGACAGUGGUGCGGACCGUGCCAGCAGGACCCGGUCUCCAGCUGCUGAGCAGCUCCAGGACAUCCUGGGGGAGGACGAUGAGGCUCCCAAUCCUACCCUCUUCACAGAGAUGGACACUCUACAGCACGACGGAGACCAGAUGGAGUGGAAGGAGUCAGCCAGGUGGAUAAAGUUUGAAGAAAAGGUGGAGGAAGGAGGCGAACGCUGGAGCAAGCCCCACGUGGCCACACUGUCCCUGCACAGCCUCUUCGAGCUCCGGACCUGCCUGCAGACGGGAACGGUGCUGCUCGAUUUGGACAGCGGCUCCUUACCACAGAUCAUAGAUGACGUCAUUGAGAAGCAAAUCGAGGACGGCCUCCUGCGGCCGGAGCUCCGGGAGAGGGUCAGCUACGUCCUCCUGAGGAAGCACCGGCACCAAACCACGAAGCCCAUCCACCGCUCCUUGGCGGACAUCGGGAAGUCGGUCUCCUCCCCCGCCGGUCGAAGCCUAGCCCGGAGCCCCCCAGCCGGCCCCAGCCUACACCGCUCCACCGAGGACCUGCGGGUGCAGCCACGCAUAAGCUACGGCCAUCUGUGUCACGUCCAGAGCAGAAGCAUGAAUGAUAUUCCUCGCACCCAAAACCCAGACCAGCGGAAAAACAAAUUCAUGAAGAAGAUCCCCAAGGACUCAGAAGCCUCCAACGUGCUUGUGGGGGAGGUGGACUUCCUGGACCAGCCCUUCAUCGCCUUCGUGCGUCUCAUCCAGUCAGCCAUGCUGGGAGGGGUGACCGAGGUGCCCGUCCCCACCAGAUUUCUGUUCAUACUGCUGGGGCCUUCUGGGAGAGCGAAGUCCUACAAUGAAAUUGGCCGAGCCAUCGCCACCCUCAUGGUAGAUGAUCUCUUCAGCGACGUGGCCUAUAAAGCCCGCAAUCGGGAGGAUCUGAUCGCUGGCAUCGACGAGUUUCUGGAUGAGGUCAUUGUCCUUCCGCCUGGAGAAUGGGACCCAAAUAUCCGAAUCGAGCCCCCCAAGAAGGUGCCCUCUGCAGACAAGAGGAAAUCGGUGUUCUCCCUGACCGAGCUAGGCCAGAUGAACGGCUCUGUGGCGGGAGGCGGCGCGGCGGCAGGAGGCGGCCCUGGAGGUGGCAGUGGCGGUGGUGGGGUCGGCGGAGGGAGCAGCACGGAUGACAGAGAGAUGCCGGCCAAGCACGAGAUCGGGGAAGAGCUUAUCUGGACAGGAAGGUGCUUCGGGGGCCUGUGCCUGGAUGUCAAGAGGAAGUUGCCCUGGUUCCUAAGUGACUUCUACGAUGGCUUCCACAUUCAGUCCAUCUCUGCCAUCCUAUUCAUCUACCUCGGCUGCAUCACCAACGCGAUCACCUUUGGAGGGCUUCUGGGGGACGCCACUGACAAUUAUCAGGGAGUGAUGGAGAGCUUCCUGGGCACCGCCAUGGCCGGCUUCUUGUUCUGCCUCUUCUCGGGACAGCCUCUCAUCAUCCUGAGCAGCACAGGGCCCAUCCUCAUCUUCGAGAAGCUCCUCUUUGACUUUAGCAAAGGCAAUGGCCUGGACUACAUGGAGUUCCGCCUCUGGAUUGGCCUGCACUCAGCCAUCCAGUGCCUUGUCUUGGUGGCCUCGGACGCCAGCUUUAUUAUCAAGUACAUCACCCGCUUCACUGAGGAGGGCUUCUCCACCCUCAUCAGCUUCAUCUUCAUCUAUGAUGCCAUCAAGAAGAUGAUCAGUGCCUUCAAGUACUACCCCAUCAACAUGGACUUCAAGCCCGACGCCAUCACCACCUACAAAUGCGAGUGCGUCGCUCCGGACACAGCGAACAUAACCGGGUUCAAUGCCUCAGCCCUGCUGCCACCAAACACCAACACUUCUCUGUACAACCCCCUUAACCUCACAGCGCUGGACUGGUCCCUGCUGAGCAAGAAGGAGUGUCUGAACUACGGUGGCCGCCUGCUCGGGAAUUCCUGCCAGUUCAUCCCAGACCUGGCACUCAUGUCCUUCAUCCUUUUCUUCGGGACGUACUCUAUGACCCUGACCCUGAAAAAGUUCAAAUUCAGCCGCUAUUUUCCUACCAAGAUCCGGGCCCUGGUAGCUGACUUUUCCAUUGUCUUCUCCAUCCUGUUGUUCUGUGGAAUCGAUGCCUGUUUCGGGCUGGAAACCCCCAAGCUGCAUGUGCCCAGUGUCAUCAAGCCCACAAGGGCAGACCGAGGCUGGUUCGUGGCCCCUUUUGGGAAGAACCCAUGGUGGGUGUACCCAGCGAGCAUCCUGCCUGCCCUGCUGGUGACCAUCCUGAUAUUCAUGGACCAGCAGAUCACAGCUGUCAUCGUCAACCGGAAGGAAAACAAGCUGAGGAAGGCUGCUGGCUACCACCUGGACCUGUUCUGGGUGGGCAUCCUUAUGGCGCUGUGCUCCUUCAUGGGGCUCCCCUGGUACGUGGCUGCCACCGUCAUCUCCAUUGCCCACAUCGACAGCCUCAAGAUGGAAACGGAGACCAGUGCCCCAGGGGAGCAGCCCCAGUUCCUGGGGGUCAGGGAACAGAGAGUGACCGGCACCAUCGUCUUCAUCCUGACGGGAAUCUCCGUCUUCCUGGCUCCUAUCCUGAAGUACAUCCCCAUGCCCGUGCUGUACGGAGUCUUCCUCUACAUGGGCGUGGCCUCCCUGAAUGGCAUCCAGUUCUGGGAACGCUGCAAGCUCUUCCUGAUGCCGGCCAAGCACCAGCCGGACCACGCCUUCCUGCGGCACGUGCCCCUGCGCCGGAUCCACCUCUUCACUCUGGUGCAGAUCCUCUGCCUGGCCGUGCUCUGGAUCCUCAAGUCCACGGUGGCCGCCAUCAUCUUCCCGGUCAUGAUCCUGGGCCUCAUCAUUGUCCGAAGGCUGCUGGACCUCGUCUUCUCCCAGCACGAUCUGGCCUGGAUCGACAACAUCCUCCCAGAGAAGGAGAAAAAGGAGACGAAUAAGAAGAAAAAGAGAAGGAAAGGGGCCCAUGAGGACAGUGACAAGGAGCCCCAGUUCCCUCCUCCCUCCGUUAUAAAGAUUCCCAUGGAAAGUGUCCAAACAGAUCCCCAAAAUGGUAUCCACUGCAUUUCCAGAAAAAGAUCCUCCAGCUGGAGUUACUCAUUCUGAUUCUUCCUUCAGUGACUCAGAACCUGAUCGAAGCAUCACCUUGCACUUCAAAAUCUCCUGUCCAGCUUCACCUGCUUUCAACUACUCUCAGAGGCCAGUGUUCAUGGUGCCACAGGUGAAGAUAGAGAUGGAGUCAGACUGUGACUUCACAGACAUGGACAUGUACGGAAGAGACGCUGUCGGCGAGACCUCCCUCUAGGAGGACACAGCGUCCCCAGAGAGGGGGCAGAGGGAGGGCAUGGUUUAGUCUUCAUCGUGAGGGUCUGGGCCACAACCCUGAACUUCUCGAGCCCGUUUCCUUAUUUAACAAACAGAGUAAUUAUUCCAGCUGAUGAAAAACUGGGAAUCCGUCGAUGAAAAGUACUACUUAGGUGCAAAAUCUCCCCUUCCUUUGUAGUUAUGCAACAACGAAAGCAACAUGUUAUACAUUAUUUUAAAAUACAGGUCAGCAUAGAAAUUAUAACAUUUCUUUUGAAAUUUAAAAAAAAAAAUGCUUACCUCCCAAAACUGUGGUUAAAGGUGCAAUAGUCCAUUUUUAUUGAAAAUAAAUUAACAGUUGAGAAUUUUUUUAAAGGUUAGAUUUUAAAGUGUCUAGAUGAUUUUGAAAGAACUAUUAAAAUACCCACACUUCAGUAGAGCAAGGCUGAAAAAUUCAUCUUGCAAUUUUGCAUAUUAGGAAACACUUAAAAGUCCUAUCUUUCCACUCCAUCUCAUUCCAUUUGCUAAGGAUCAUACAAGAGCUUGAACUGUCUGCAUUAUGGGCCUUGCUCCAGCACAGAAGUGUGACUGAAAGGUCUGUAAAUGAAAGAACCAACAGAUUUGAGUGCAUAAAUAUUUCUAAAAUAAAAGUUCUUGUUAGAAUAAAACCUCAAACCAUGUUAAAUCAACACAAUGAUCCUUUGAAUGAACAUCACUGUUUUUUCAUGCCCAGAAUCAAAUUUCUGGACUUGUAGGCAGGACCUUCCUGAUUCCCAAAGUCAAACUCCCAUUCGCAUGAACAUUGCAGUUAGGCAGAGCUGAUGUCAAAUUUUGGAAGAGUAUAACUUUGUAAUAUGAGACUAAUGCUUUAAAGGAAUGAUUGGAAGCAAGUUGGGUGGAUUGAAACCCAUUGUUAAUGACGCAAAUCCUUUCCUCAAGGAACAAGAUCGGUCUUUAUCUUUAAUCCAUGUUUAGCAAACACCAACCAUGUUUUCAUUUAACUACUACUAUGUGCCUAAUAGCCGCAAUGCAUCUGACAUAAAACAACUGGGAUUUGGAUCUUGAGUAAAUCACUUUGAUUUGUUACUAAAUUUAUUCAAGAUGACAAAUGCAGGUGCUUUUUCUUUAUUCCUUCCUAUUUUUUAGACAAAUGACACUAGACUGUUGACAACUUGAGUCAACAGAACAGUUAAAUGUCUCUGUAAUUCCUAAAGCCUAGUGCAGUGACUGGUCCACAGAAAGCUCUCAAUUGUUUAUUAAAUUAAGUCUCAGAGCUCCCUUCCACGGGAUACUGCCAAGAGGUAAAGCUCUAAACCUCUGUUACUUCUGAUAGCAGCUGAAUUACUUAGCUGCUCACUAAUCUAGAACCAUUACCUGAGUUUAAGUAUAAAUUCUUUACCUGUUCCUAUCCUGGGGGAGCUAACAACCUACCCUUAACAUUUCACUGUUAAAACUUGGCUGAUUUUCAAUAGCACUCCAUCCAAACUGAACUGUAGAAAUGUUAUGGCUUCAGGAGUAAAUGUGCUUGAUUCAUCAAACAAACUGAAAAACCACAAUGUUAAUUUUUUUGUUCUGUAAACUGAUCACUGUAAUUUUCACCUCACAUGUCAUUUAUACGUUGUAUAUACAUGAACAUUUUAAUGUUGAUAGCUUUUAACAGGUUGACAUGUUACUUCUCCAUGCAGGUCAGUACAUUUUUCUGCUUGUAACUGCAGUUCAAUAAAAUGUAAUCCUGUCUGCUCA